CCCCAGUGCCUGGACUACAAGCCGCCCUUCCAGCCCCCCAGCCCGACCUUCUGCCCCGAGUACUCAGCCUUCGGCUGCUGCGACGGCCGGCGGGACGCCCAGCUGAGCGCCACGCUGGGCAGCGUCCUGGACCCCGCCGGCCUGCAGAGCUGCGGGCGCUGCCUGCGUGACCUGGUGUGCCAGGAGUGCUCGCCCUACGCUGCCCACUUGUACGAUGCAGAGGACGUGAGCUCCCCAGUGUGGGCCCUGCCCGGCUUGUGCCCCGCGUACUGUGCAGCCUUCUGGCCGCGGUGCCGCUCCGUGCUGAGCCUCCUGACUGAGGACCCUGCCAGCCUGGCGCUGGAGGGCGACCGCGCCCGCUUCUGUGGCGCCCUGGAGCUGGGCGACCCCACCUACUGCUACCCAGCAGUGCUGGGCAGCGUGGUGCUGAGCCAGGGGCUGGGCCGGGUGCGGGAGGGCGCCCGCGGCUGCCUGCAGCUCUGCCUGCGAGAGGUGGCCAAGGGGCUGCGUAACCCCGUGGCCAUGGUGCACGCCAGGGACGGCUCCCACCGCUUCUUCGUGGCCGAGCAGCGGGGCUGCAUCUGGGUCUUCCUGGCCAACGGCUCGCGGGCCGCGCGCCCCUUCCUGGACCCGCGGGCGGCCGUGCUCACCUCACCCUGGGCGGGCGGCGAGCGGGGCUUCCUGGGCCUGGCCUUCCACCCCCAUUUUCACGCCACCCGCACCUUCUACGUCUACUACUCCGCCCGCGCCGGGCCCCACGAGACCAUCCGCGUCUCCCAGUUCCGCGUCUCGGCCCACGACCCCAACGCUGACGACCCCCGCUCCGAGAGGAUCCUCCUGGAGGUGCUGGAGACGGCGUCGAACCACAACGGGGGGCAGCUGCUGUUUGGGGCUGACGAGCUGCUCUACAUCUUCACAGGGGACGGGGGGCGAGCGGGGGACCCCUUCGGGGCCUUCGGCAAUGCCCAGAACAAGUCGUCCCUGCUGGGCAAAGUGCUGCGGAUUGACGUGGAGCCGGGGCCCGACGACCCCCCCCACCGCAUCCCGCCCGACAACCCCUUUGUGGAGGAGCCAGGGGCCCGGCCCGAGGUCUACGCCUAUGGGGUGCGGAACAUGUGGCGCUGCUCCUUGGACAGGGGUGACCCCACCAGCGGCGCCGGGCGCGGACGCAUCUUCUGCGGGGACGUGGGGCAGAACAAGUACGAGGAGGUGGACGUCAUCGUGCCGGGUGCCAACUACGGCUGGCGGGCGAAGGAAGGGUUCGCCUGCUACGACCAGGCACUGUGCACCAACGCCUCGCUCGGUACAGUCCCGCCUCGCACCCAGGGCGCCAUGGGCCGGACGGACCUGUCCCCUCGAGGGGCGCCGGCUCCCAUCGGCCCCAGGCACCUUGGGGCGGGAGAGGGAGGCUGCGUCAAGCGUCAAGGCCACUACAUCUUUGGGGACUUCAUGAGCGGGCGCCUGAUGUCGCUGCGGGAGGAGGCUGGCUCCGGGCGCUGGCACUACAAGGAGCUGUGCACGGGCCAGGGCCAGACCUGCGCCUUCCCUGGCCUCCUCAACCACCACGUACCCCACAUCAUCUCCUUCGCCGAGGACGAGGCCAGUGAGCUCUAUUUCCUCGCCACGGCCAUCCCCAGUGCAGCCGUGCCAGCUGGGAUCUUGUAUCGGAUCAUGGACCCCUCCAGGCGGGCGUCCCCCGGACAGUGCGAGAUCAGCCCCGUGCCCGUCCCCAUCCAAGGGAAGCUGAUUCCCUUCCGCCCAACAGAAGCCAGUGAUGGAACCCAGGAGUCCUGGCUCUCAGCCCACUGCUCUAACCCACCCAAUUCUACUGUACCCUGGGUAAUGUUCAGGAUGUAGCCGUCUCCAUGGGGCACCAGCCCGGCUGCCUUGAAAUGAUGCCCCCCACUCAGGUACCUGCCCACAGUGUGUGUGUGUGUGGGGGGGGGUUCCGGUAACCUUUUGCAUGAGCACUGUGUGCCUCAGUUUCCCCCAGUCAUGACACAGUGACCUCGGUGGUGGGACAGGGGAUGUGAUUUUUGCAGGGACCCAAGCGGGCAGGUGCAUGGGCCGGACUCUGUACCCUAACCUGGCAGCUGAUGACUGGGGCUCUCUCCCGGGAGCCAGCCGGCAGCGCGAGAGGUGGGGGCCACGGCGUGUUUGCCCAGGAGGAGGAGGGGCAGCAGGUGUGUUGGGGCUGGGCUGCUCAGUCUCCUGGCUGGGACUGUCGGGGGGGGGAAGCCCCCCCCAGCCUUUUCUGUAACUUCCUGCUGCCUGUGCUACCGAGAUCUGUCCUCCGCACUGUCCUGGUGACUAAUAAACCUGGUUUCCACGCUGGCUGAGUCACAGCUGCCUCGGGAGAUGGGGGCAGGGCCCUUUGGGGGGUGCAAGGCUCCCCCAGGCGUCCCUGUGGGGUCCAGGGGGCUGAAAACUCCCAGCUCAGACCCGAGCAGGCUCCGUGCCCUGGUGCCAGUGCCCUGAGGGGAGACGCGUCAGGAUGACAUCGCUCAGAGCGUGCCCCUGAGAACCCCCCCAGAAGUGCCCCCCAGGGCUCCCCCUGCCCCCCACUCACCGGUGCUCUGAGGGGAGAUGUGUCAGGAUGAGGGUCCUGCCUGACUUUGCUCGGAGUGUGCCCGUGAGAACGCCCCGGAGCUGCCCCCGCUCACCGGUGUCCUGAGGGGAGACGUGUCGGGAUGACGUC
Molecule: messenger RNA, 2698 nt
Organism: Gopherus evgoodei (Goodes thornscrub tortoise)
Lineage: Eukaryota; Metazoa; Chordata; Testudines; Testudinidae
Product: HHIP-like protein 1
Source: RefSeq, a predicted model, not a curated record